AUGGACGCCGUCGAGUCGCCCAAUGCCACCUCCGAAUCUGGUACCCUCAGCCCAGCGCACUUCAAUCACUCACGCAAGCGGAAGCAUUCCGGGUCUACCGACCGUCCCACCCGCGAGUAUGGGUUGAUGCGAGACACGGGCAAGCAUGACACCGCCCGAUUUGUCGGCAGUGGAAGCGGGAUUCACUUCAUCCGGGGCGUCUACGUGAGGCUCGCGCGCAAGUCUGCCCUUCGCACAUCGCAGUCCAACAACAUCAACGACCUUGUCCCCGGAGAAGACGACCAGCUGCAACGGGAGACUUCGUCCCGAGAUGGUGACGACUUGAGCCUAUGGAGGCCUCACGAGCUUGCGCCUGAGACUGAGGGCGAUAAUGGCAAUCCUUCCUUCGAGCAGCUUGUUGAGUGGUCCAAGAGCUACUUCGAAGCCUGGCAUCCGACACUUCCUUUCCUCAGUGCACCCGAUGUGUUGGGUUUCUUUGAAGAAGUCAGCUCGACUGGCAUAACUGCCCUUGGACGUCUCGAGCGAUCCAUCGUCAAGUCCAUCUUGUCGAUAUCGCUCGCCGACAGCCGCCAAAAAGCCCCCUUUUCCCAGCCGGUUCCGGACUCUCUCGUCUUUCGAACAGUCGAGGAGGCUAUGUCUGCUUCGCAGUUCGCUCUCUACCAACCAGCAUCCAUUCAAGCCACCCAAGCCGCACUCGCGAUACAACUCUUCCUGGUCUCGAUGCUGCGGCUCAACUCGGCCUCGCGACUAGGCGGCCUAAUUGUUCGCAUGGCGUUUCAUCUGGGCCUGCACAGAUGUCCCUCAAGAUACCCAUUUUUCACGAAAGAAGAAGCCCACAUGCGCCGACGGGUGUUCUGGUGUAUCUAUUCCACGGAAAGGUUUCUGUGUCAAGCGCUCGGUUUACCUCUGGAUAUCCGAGACGACGACGUUGAUGUUUGUUAUCCAGGAGAAGAAAAACACGGGCCUUCAUCUGACGCAGACGAUAACCGCUUGCAGCUAUUGACCUACCUCGUCAAACACGCAAGGAUACGAGGCCUCAUUCUAGAGCUGCGGAAUAAGUCGAUUCACGUCCGAGACGACACCGCAGAGACGUCAAGCUACGUUCAGGCCGAGCUGGCAAAGUGGUCCAACGAAAUCCACGACGCGGUCGAGGACGAGCCGAGCAUGGUCGAUGCACCAGAAGAGAAUACAACUCAGCCGCCGCCGAUAUCCGCAGGACAUCGCAUCUUCCUGUUGCUGCUGAAGUACGAAUCCAUGAUUUCCCUCAACCGACCGAUGAUGACGUCGGAUCCCGCGAGUCCCGCGUACUCGGCAGGGCUGCAGAACUGCAUCUUUGCCGCAAAGUCAAUCUUCAUUGCACUGAAGAGGUACCUCAACCAACACAAAAUGUCGGGUGACCCAACCAGCGCGUGUCUGUCUGAGCCGAUGCUUCAGCCCUCGUUUACUUGGGCAGUCUGGAUCAGCGCUUUCAUUCUCAUCUAUGCUGCCUUCGAAAGACAGCUGCCCCUAUCAAGCGCCUUGAAGCAUGUCGAGUCUGGGAAAGACAUACUUCGCCACAUAGCCUCCCGCGACACCUCGUGGCCAGAAUACUGCUUGUCUGCAAUCGACGAGCUCACAGCAGCAGUACGAGAAUUAUCCGUCCCGCCGAAUCUACUUCGGAGGCAGCCGAGUAGCCAACAACACUCCACGCUUCGCCAGACACGUCCAAACGAUGUUGCGAACGGGAACCGGCCUGGGAGCAGCCCCAACAGGUCGAGGGUUUUGAGGUCAAAUGCACAAGCCGGCACGUCCCAGCCAAGGACCAGAUUUUCUCCUUCAGUCGCGGCCUCUACUGGCCGUUACGAUGAACAAGUCUCUGCUGCAGCGGACAACGUUCCGUGGACACAGCCCGCUAGUGACGGACUUUCUGCAACAGAAGACCCCAUGAACCGAUGGCCGACCAACACCUCACCAGCCUCGGGCCCUUCUAUGAAUGCGACCUGGUCGACGAGUACUCCAGACGCGCAGUCGUUUCAAGCGACGGCCACGCAGGACUCUCCUAGCUUCGACAAUCAGCACUUCUGCAUACCGCUUGCUGCAGCAUCGUUCCCAUCGGCGAAUAACUCCGAGACGGCGCCCGGGGAAGGGCAAGAGUCGAUGGUUUGGUAUGAUCAGCUGUUCGCCAACUCGUUCGGGGCGAUCGACUACCCGUUUCUUGCUGCCGCACAGUUCGAUCCAUCCGUUGAUCCUACUUGGGCAUAUCUUCGAUGA
Molecule: messenger RNA, 2250 nt
Organism: Colletotrichum karsti
Lineage: Eukaryota; Fungi; Ascomycota; Sordariomycetes; Glomerellales; Glomerellaceae
Exons: 2
Coding region: 1-2250 (749 amino acids)
Biological process (GO): DNA-templated transcription
Molecular function (GO): DNA binding; zinc ion binding
Source: RefSeq, a predicted model, not a curated record